UCUGAGGUACAAGUAAUAAAAGGAAUCUGGAUAUCAUAAUGUCAAUAAGGAAAUGUGGGUCAUGUAAAAAUACUGCCACCAUCAAUGUGUCUUUUUUUAAUUGAAAAAAAAAAAAUCCACCUUGAAAGCAUCGUAAAACACCGAAACAUCAAAAUGCAGCAUGCGUAAUGGCUCGCUACUCCAGUCCGGAUUUUCCAUGUGAGGCGCGACGGAGCCCUGGAGGUGGAUAAGCUGGUAGAGCCCGCUCUCUCUCAUGCCAUGCUGGGCCACAAGGGCUCCGGGAGACGCUGCUACAUAUUACCGAGAACCGGGAUGGAGGAGAGGCGGAGGGGGGAAGAAAAAAAGUUUCGUUUAAACCUGGCAGAGGAACUUUCAACAUGAAGCCUCACUGACGCACCAUUUCACCAGCAACACCAGCGCUAGAACAAAAGCUUGCUUUAAGACUGAAUAUAUUUUUCUCCUCCCAGCUUGUGUUUUUCUUCCCUCUUGUAUUUUUCUCUGUGUGCAAGGCUGGUCGGGGCUUGCUGUCACUGCGCGUGCUGAGAUGUUGGAGUGACCAUGGCUGCGCAAGUUGCAUCGGCUCCGACUAGAACUAAUAACAAAAAUAAGAAAUUGUCCAGCGGUUUGGGUCCGGAGCUCAGUUCGGGGAAAUCUGGAGGAGGAGGGACCGUACAGCGGACUGGACCGAUGCUGGGUGCCGGAGAUGGGACUCUGAAUAAUGUAGACCAUCACCGCCGAAACGAGCUCAACAUGGUUCAUUCAACUUCCACGACUCGCAACGCUUCGGACGGCCACGACAAAGAUGGACAUAACCUCACGUCCGCCUCGGCUUCGACUAAUUCAACCUCUUCCUCGAUGGAAACGGGUUUGACCGCGAACCACAAGCUGAAAUGUGUGGGGAGCGGAGAUCCCCCUCAGUCUCAACAGCCGCAGCAGCAGCCGCCGCCGCCGCCGCCGCAAUUCGGCCAGUUUGCGCCACAUCAGCAGCGACAGAUCCAAAGUAACAACACCGCCAACAACAACGGCCAGGGGCCCCGUGGGGACAGGGGUAUGGAUCACCAACACCACGGUGGCAAAGAGAACCUGUUGGGGGGCCAGGGGGAGCCACAGCAGCAGCACAUGCCAGGAAAAGGUGAGGGGGACCUCACCUGUAAACCCGCGGAGAGGAUGAUGGGUACCAGGUACGAACACUCUAACUUGGGGCCAACUAGUAACAACUCUGAGUUUAAUAACAACUAUUACAGUCCAAGGCCCUGUUAUGAGCAACAUGGCGGACAUCAGCAGCAAAGCAGUGGGAUGGGGAUAACGCACUCCUCGGCACAUAACAGCAUGGAGAACUCCCACGAAGCAGGGUACCACAACAGCCAGUACAAUCAGUACCCGGCGUACCGGGCGGGUUACGGCGGCGGGGCCUACGGAAUGAUGGGCCCCGCCGGAUGCCGGCAACCUGGGAACAUGAUGAUGGGCAGUAACUCCUCAGCAAGCCACGGCAAGUCUCCCCUGGGAGCCGCUUCGGGUGGCUUUCAGAGGUUCCCAGGACAAACACAGCAGCAGCAUCCCUCAGGGGCCACCCCGACACUCAACCAACUGCUGACGUCCCCAAGUCCCAUGAUGCGGGGCUAUGGCGGGGCAUAUCAAGACUACAGCGGCUCCACGGCGCAGCAGCAAGCCGGCAUGGGCCUGGGGAAAGACGUGGGGCCCCAGUACGGAGCCUCCACGGCCCACGGCUGGGCAGGGCAGCAAAGAAACCACCCUCAUUCAAUGAGUUCAGGCAACGGAGGGCAAGGCCUCGGCAGGACACAGGUGUCCUCCAUGGACUUCAUGGCUAUGAAGCGCUCGCAGCUGUACAGCAUGGCCAACAAUCCCUACUCCAACCCGCAGCAGCCAGGGGGCGGGCCUUACCCUCCUAGCCAGCCAUACACAUCGCCUCCUCCACACAGAUAUCCAAUGAGCAUGCAGGGGAGGGGCCAAAUGGGCAUGGGCGGGAUGCAGUAUCCUCAACAGCAGCAGGUGGCUCCAUAUGGCCAGCAGGGGAUGGGUGGCUACAGCCAGCAGCAGCAGGCGGGGCAGCAGGGAAACCCUCCGUACUUCAGCCCCUCGCAGCAGACCCCUCCAGGCCCGACCCAGAUCCCCUACCUGCAGCCUCGACCACCACCACAACAGGAGGCCCAGCAGGAGACGUAUGCCACCAGGGGUCCCGUCCCAGGGAACUCUGGGAAAGCCAACAAUGAGGAUGGCGUCUCCCAGGACCGCCCCUCCAGUCUGCCGGAUCUGUCCGGCUCGAUUGAUGACCUCCCUACUGGGACGGAGGCUGGUCUGGGCUCAGCCGUCAGCGGCGGUGGUGGCGGCUCCUCCAGCAGCAGCAGCAGUAGCCAAGGGGAGCAGGGCGGGGCCAGUAACCAGGGACAGUCCCCCUUCUCCCCUCACGCCUCCCCCCACCUCCCCAGCCAGAGAAGCGGGCCCUCUCCCUCCCCUGUGGUCUCACCUGCAGGCUCCACUCAGUCCCAGCAGUCGCGAUCAGGCUCUGGACCCAUCUCUCCCGCCAGUGGACCCUCAGCCAACGCCACCGCGCCAGGUUCCACGAUGGCCCCACAGAGCUCUGGGAAUGGACCGGAAGGAGCCCACCCACCAAUCACCCGCUCACCUAUGGCUCAGGAGAAAGGGUUCAUGUCCAGCAUUCAGAGGAACCAGGCUAGCUCUCAGUUUGCUUCUCCUCAGUCCGGACCUCCUAUGUCCCCCCACCCUUCACCUGGGGGAUCAUUGUAUCCUGGGAUGGGUCCCUACUCCCAGAGUGGCCCUUCUGGCCCUUAUGGACCUCAAGGGUCACAGUAUGGACACCAAGGUAACUAUGCUCGGCCCUCCAACUACAGUGGGCCUGCCAGUACCAGCUACAACGGCCCCGGCCCCGGCAUGACCAACAGUCUGGGAAUGAAUGCUAGCAGCCCCAUGCACGGCCAGGGGCCCGGCCAGCCCAUACCUGUAGGACGCAGCCAUGGUCCAAGCAGCCAGAACAGGGUGUACCCACCCAUGGCUCCCAGCUCCCCCAGCAUGCCUCAGCCAGCUGGGCCCGGGAUGGGCCCUCCUUCUUUGGGUAGCUCUAAUCGCAAAGCCCAGGAGGCAGCAGCAGCUGCCAUGCCGGGAUCUGCCAACUCAACACACAACAGACAGCCUCCAUAUGCAAGGUCCCCAGCCCAGAUGCAGCCACCCCAACCCACCUCCACCCACUGGCCCACACCCCACCCCGCCUCUACCCAUCCUUCCAUCCUGCCACCCAUCCUGCCAUCCUCACAUUCACAGCACCAUAGGCAGGGGAACUAUCAAGGCCCUGGCAUCAGCCAGGCUAGCACCAUGGCUACCACUGUCCCCUACAGCCAGCCAACAGGAAACAACAGCUCAGCCAUGGGCAACACACAAGGUCCAGCCUACAAUAUGCCACCUUCAGGAGCCAUGGGGAUGCCGGGAGAUGGGAUGAUGAGCCCAGAUGGGAAACCAAAAUCUGACGCAAAAGAUGACAGCGGCCCCACCAACGAGCCUCACAAACCAAAGCUACAGGAUGGCUACAGCCACAAUAACAGCAGCAGUAGUUCCCAGCAGUGCGUGUCCCAGCCUGCCACCCCAGGUGGCGCCCUGCCCGUGCCCUCGCCCCUCUCACCCAGCCCAGCCAGCCUGUCCUCCUACCACGGAGACGACAGCGACAGCAUCAGCAGCCCCCCCUGGCCCCUCAAGACCCCCUCCAGUCCUAAAGCCAACCCUAAUUCCUCCUCCCUCAGUGGGGAGCGAAUCACGCGGCUAUUUGAGCUGGGUGUGGAGCCAGAGAGGCGGGGCUGGGUGGAGCGAUACCUCACCUUCAUGGAGGAGAGGGGCACGCCUGUUGCCCAGCUUCCCGUUGUGGGCAAGAAGGCACUGGACCUCUGGAAGCUCUACAUAGCUGUUCGGGAGAUUGGAGGCCUCGCCAUGGUAAACAAGAACAAGAAGUGGCGCGAGCUGUCCACCAACCUGAAUGUGGGCACAUCCAGCAGCUCCGCCAGCUCGCUCAAGAAGCAGUACAUCCAGUAUCUGUUUGCCUAUGAGUGUAAGAUGGAGAGAGGAGAAGAUCCGCCAGCAGACAGCAGCAGCAGCGGCAGCAGCGUGGCUGGAGGGGACAGCAGGAAGCAGGUCAAGAUCCAGCCACCCUCACCUGCUAAUUCAGGCGGCUCCCUCCAAGGCCCACAGACGCCCCAGUCCUCUGGCAGCAGCUCUACAGCGGAGGCAGCAGGGGAUCUGAAACCCCCCACACCUGCCACCACCCCUCUGGGACAGGUCACACCACUGCCCCCCAACAGGAGCAGUGUGAGCGUACAGGACCCCUUCUCGGAGGUGAGCGACCCGGCCUUCCAAAAGCGUGCUACCUCUCUGCCCCCCUCAGCUCCUUACCAGCAGGGCCUCGGCAUGCCUGACAUGAUGAUGAGGAUGCAGUACGACGCCAAGGACCCCUUCGCCGGGAUGAGGAAGAUGGCAGGAGCUGAUCCCUACAUGCCAGGCCAGAUGCCCGCUGGUGGCAUACAGGACAUGUAUGGUCGACCUCCGCCAGCUUUGAGCAUGAGCCAACGGCCGCAGUAUCCAUACGGGCCAGGCUACGACAGGAGACCGGACCAUGUCAUGGGGAUGGAGGGCAACAUGGGUCCCCCUGGGAGUCAGAACAACAUGGGACCUUCUAACAGUGAGGGCAGCAUGUACUCUCCCAGUAGAUACCCUUCACAGCAGAGACACGAUGGCUACAGUCAGCAGUAUCCCAACAUACCAUAUGGGAUGCAUCCAUCUGGAAUGUACCCACAGCAACAGCAGGGCUACAAACGGCCCAUGGACGGCAUGUACGGCCCCCCGCCCAAGAGACACGAGAGCGACAUGUAUGCCAUGCAGUACGCUAACCAGCAGCCGGACAUGUACAACCACUACAGUGGUGGGUACUCAGGCCCUGAACACAGACCCAUCCAGGGACAGUUCCCCUACCCCUACCCCCGUGACCGCAUGGCCCCCUCAGGUCAGAGCCAGCACAGUAUGAUGGGUGGGGGGCCCACUCCUAACCAUGCCACCGAUGGCCCCAACAUGUGGCCAUCCAGGACAGAUCUCGGCUAUCCCUACCCCAACAGACAGGGGCCGCCAUCACAAAUGCCACCUUAUGGCUCAAUCGGUAGAGAUGACAUAGACGGGCGGCCCGGGCAGGAGCAGUGGCACCGUCAGUCUCCCUACAUGUCAUCAUCAGGUGGCAUGGCUCCCCUGUCCUCACGCCAGCCAUCUUCUUAUUCCAACUCUCCAUCUAUGGCCAACCACCUGCCCAGAGCACCCAGCCCAGGGGCCUUCCAGCGCUCCAUGGACUCUCGGAUGUCACCCAGCAAAGCACCGUUCAUGUCACCCAUGAAGAUGCCUAAACCUGGGAUGACCAUGAUGGGCUCACAGGGCAGUGGACCUCUUGGUCACUUUCCUCCCAACCUGAGACGGGACCUCAACUACCCACCAGGAUCAGUGGAGGCCACCAUGCCGAUUCUCAAGCCCCGUCGCAAGCUCACCUCCAAGGACACUGGAACACCUGAGGCCUGGCGCGUGAUGAUGUCUCUGAAGUCUGGCCUGCUGGCAGAGAGCACAUGGGCUCUAGAUACCAUCAACAUCCUGCUGUACGAUGACAGCACUGUGGGCUCCUUUAACCUCUCCCAGUUGCCUGGAUUCCUCGAGCUGAUUGUGGAGUACUUCCGCCGUUACCUGAUCGAGAUCUUUGGCAUCCUCGAAGAGUUUGAGGUGGGGACUGUGGCUGAGAAAAGACUUUUGGACCCUGCUGCUGAUCAGAAAGAAGAAGCCAUUCCUGACCAGGAAACCGACUAUACCGCCCAACCUGAACCUGAGUCAGCUCCGGCAGCGGAGACGCCGGUGGAGCAAGCAGGAGGCAUCGUGGAGGAAGCUCUACCAGUCACUGCAGAGCCAGAGUCAGCUGAGGUGAACGGUGAGAAGGAGGAGUCUGAGGUAAGCAUCAAGGAAGACAAGAAUGAAGAGGACAGAGAGAAAGAGGGAAAAGAAGAAGAGGGUGAAAAGGGAGCAGAGACUAAAAAGGCGUGUGUUGACCAGCCUGUUGCAGAGCAAGAACCUAAACCUAAACAAGCCAGUAAAUAUGAUAAGCUCCCCAUCAAGAUUGUCCACAAAGAGGACCUGAUUGAAGACAUGACCGAGCACUUAGGUUACGUCACCGAGUUCACCAGCGGGCUGCUACACUGGCAGGCUGGUGGAGGUGAUUCCACCGCACACAUUCAAACACAAUUUGAACCCCGGAGUGAACCACCUGCCAGGGCAGAUGGAAAGACGAGAAAAGAAAACAAAGGGGAAAACAAGCUGGACGAUGGGAAGAAACAACCAAUGAAACAUAUCACUGCUACUAUUGACGAUGUUCUGUGUGCUCGGGUUGACGCCCUUUCUUACGCCCACCCUGCACGCUCCUUGCCAUCCUACCCCUUCAGGGUGCAUCAGGAUGGGGAGCAGGACCACAUCACCUUGCUGGAGGACGAGCCUCGCUGCCUGGACGAAGCUCCGCUCUCCACGUCCUCUGCCUGGCAGGACUCUCUGGCCAAGCGGUGCCUCUGCGUCUCCAACAUCGUCCGGAGCCUGUCCUUUAUCCCCGGGAACGACUUGGAUAUGUCACGCCACCCUGCGCUGGUUCUCCUUCUGGGCAGGCUGCUCCUGCUGCACCACCAGCACCCGGAGAGGAACAGAUGGCCCCCUAGCUACCAGAGGGACGAACAGCAGGAGCAGGGGCUGUCGAGUAGCAAAGAGGAGUGGUGGUGGGAGUGUCUGAGUCUGCUCAGGGAGAAUGCUAUGGUCACUCUGGCCAACAUUUCGGGUCAGCUGGAUCUCUCCACCUAUCCAGACACUAUCUGCCUCCCCAUCUUGGAUGGCCUUCUCCACUGGAUGGUAUGCCCUUCAGCUGAAGCCCAGGACCCCUUCCCAUCAGCAGCACCCUACUCCCAGCUCACUCCCCAGAGGCUGGUGCUGGAGUGCCUCUGCAAGCUGAGCAUCCAGGGCGGCAACGUUGACCUCCUGCUUGCAACGCCGCCUUUCAGCCGACAGGAGAAACUCUUCAGCGUCUUGGUCCGCUUCGUGGGUCAGAGGAAGGCCCAGGUGUACAGGGAGAUGGCAGUGGCUGUUCUCUCCCACCUGGCACAAGGAGACCCCACAGCGGCACGUGCCAUAGCCAUGCAGAAGGGCAGCGUGGGUAAUGUGGUAGGCUUCUUGGAGGAUGGUGUUAGCAUGGCACAGUACCAGCAGAACCCUCACAGCUUGCUGCACAUGGGGCACCCCCCUAUGGACCCACCUAGCAUAAACAUGAUGUGCAGAGCAGCUAAAGGCCUGUUGGCUAUGGCUAAAGUGGAGGAAAACAAGACAGAUUUUGUGCUGUACGAAAGCAGAUUAUUAGACAUCUCCAUUUCCUCUGUGCUCAACGCGGGGGUGGCAGCUAUUAUUUGCCAAGUUCUCUUUCACUUAGGGAAAUUAUGACAAGAGGAGAGGCAGGACUCACAUGGCAGACGCUAAGGCGUACAAGAUACUUUUGUGGUUUUCUAUUUAUCAAAAUGACAGAAUUCUUUUUUUUUUUUUUUUUUUAAGAAAUAUCCACAUCAAAAAUAUCUAUAUAUGUAAAGCUUUUGGGCCAUGUUGGAAAAAAAGUGGGUUUGGGAUUUAAAAACUCAUUUUAAUACAAAUAUUUAAUACCUGCUGGUGUUGGAUUGCUACUUUUGUUUGGCUUUUUUUUUUUUUGUUUACUUUUUCAGCCAAAGCUGCCACCAGACGUUGGUGCUGAAUUAUGUGGUUCCUUUUGAGUCGAUGAGUCGUGGAGAUGUUUUUCAGUUUUAUAAAUGCUAAUAUACUCAUCAACAUUUUGUUAAUGGAGAGUAUUUAUUUAAAAUGUGACUCUGUACAGUAGUUUGAAUUGUUUUUGCCAACAGUUAUGGGGGGAAAAAACACUAACUUUUCAAAUUGAAAUGUAUAUGUCUCCAUCGCUGGAAGAUAAAUUGUGCAAUAGGACUCUAGAGCAAGUUGUCCCUUUUUGAGAACAAGAAGACUCUUUAAAGACACCUGCAGUGUGUGCUUUAGGCCAUGAGGAGGCAGCAUUGAACCAGCCAAUCAACAUACAGUAGGAGAAGAGCAUCUGUUAAAAUAAGUGUCUAAUUUAUCAAUCAUAGCCUCAACGAUUUUCACAGAUGAACUUUGUGUUUCCUAAGCACUUGUGUUAUGUCUGUAUUUUUUCAUCACUGUGUAUAUAAACCGUUGUACAAUGGACACACAUGAUUCUUUCAGUCUCAAUCAAGCAUAGCAAGAGACUCUCCGACUAUUAUAACAAAUGCUUUUAUUGUUGGUCAAAUUUGUUAUUGUUAUUAUACAUAUUUUGUUAAUGGGGUCAAAUAUUUGAACAUGGCAGAUGUAACUGGUGUUUCGAUGUAAAAAUUCCUGUAUGCAUUGUAUAAUAGCUGAGAAAACAAUCGCUUUGGUAAUCAAACGUGGAAGUGCCAGGGUGAGAGGAUAUCUAGUCGAGGUUACAUGAGAAAACUGAACACAUUUUCUGUUUACUGUUACUGUCCUCCAUUCAUGUCAAUGGGCAUAUUUUUGAAUCUAGAUAAGAAACCUGAAAAGAACCUUCAAAAUGUCCUGAAAGCUCAUUGUAAAAUUUGCCUUUUUUUCAUAUGACUCCUUGUCUCUCUUUUAUUCAGUAUACACAUUUAUACUCUGUGCUGCACAUGUCACAAAUAAAUGUACGAUGAACAUCGUUAAGCACUGGAGACGUUGCAUUAUGUCCAGACAAUCUUAGGCCAAUAAAACAAACAUCAACUGCUUACAUGGACUGCCUUUUAUUGAUGUAAUUUAAAAGAAUUCAGUUCAAUAGUUCAAUAAUCCAGACUAACAAAGAAAUUAUACAAUGACUGAAAUGCUGCAGUCCAGAGGACACCUGAUAAUUAGACCUGAUAGUUUUCUAUCUAAUCACAGUAUUUGCUUGAGUUCAAUUCUUGGUAUUAAAAAUUCUUCCCAUCCAUGAAUCUCAGUUUUGGAUUUGAUCUUUAAUGAUCACCAGGACAUUUACAGGUCGGCUGUAUUACUUAAUAUCAUACAUAAUUUUUAAAGGUCCAAUAAUAUGCUAAUUUUCAGGUUCAUACUUUGUAUUUUGGGUUUCUACUAGAACACGUUUAAAUGCUUUAAUGUUCAAAAAACAUUAUUUUUCCCUGUCCGUCUGAAUAUACCUGUAUUCACCCUCUGUCUGAAACGCUCUGUUUCAGCGCCUUUCUUUUUAAGCCCCCCUCUUGAAAAAAGAGCAUCUGCUCUCUCUGUGUCUCUGCAUCAUCAUUGCAGCCAGGGAAUGACUGUAGCAUCACUUUUCUACCUAGAAUAAUUGUGACAUCAUAACCGUACGGAAGUCCGGACGGCUCGUUUAAAGAUAUAGUUUCUGAAUAUGGGCUGUGUGCAUUUCUCUGUGGAUUGAGUGUUUUGUUUUAUAAUUUAAAAAAGACAUGGAAAUAACUGAUAACUGUUAAAUUAAAUACUUCUGAAAUUAAUAUUUUAAAUGAUUUUAGGUGAUGUGAGGUCAGUCCUUCCUGAACAGUAAGCCAUGUACUGUACUGACUGUAAUAUGUGGCUGUUCUAGCUCACAAGUCAUUGAAUAAAAUCAUUUUGAAGACACUA
This is a messenger RNA of Perca fluviatilis (European perch), 9687 nucleotides long. RefSeq names its product AT rich interactive domain 1B (SWI1-like) (gene arid1b). The transcript is spliced from 22 exons. Lineage: Eukaryota; Metazoa; Chordata; Actinopteri; Perciformes; Percidae. The record is from RefSeq and is a predicted model, not a curated record. Gene Ontology annotation, cellular component: brahma complex; SWI/SNF complex; nBAF complex. Gene Ontology annotation, molecular function: DNA binding; nucleosome binding. The coding region runs from base 559 to 7515 and encodes 2318 amino acids. Gene Ontology annotation, biological process: positive regulation of DNA-templated transcription; chromatin remodeling; regulation of transcription by RNA polymerase II.